UGCAGUGCCUCUCCUCUAGACUAUGAAACAGUUUUAAGGACUUGCCUCCUUUAAAUGCUUUGGAAAGUGGAUUUGGCAUGCAGGCCUGGGAGAGAAAGCGUGGAUGCCUGCCUGCAACACCUCUGUUCUAGGGUAGAAGAGAAGCCAGGCGUGUGCCCUAAAACAGCUCCACCAGGACACACCAAUCCUUGCAAAGCUUGGUGUAAAGAGGAUGCCGAAUGCCCUGGCAAGCAGAAGUGCUGCAAGAUUUCAUGUGGGAAUGCCUGCUUGAUGCCAAUGCAUGGGGUUCUGGAGAGCUUGGCGGCCUAUCCUACGGGAGCAAAGCCAACAACGAAGACUCCUACAACGGUGGCAGUGCCGACAGAUGUGCCUCCUGUACGAAGCGUGGCUGCCAACCUGGAGAUGGUGGCAGUGCCAUCAGAUGUGCCUCCUGCACCAAGCAAGGCUGCCAACCUGGAGAAGGCGGGCAAGAUUAAAGUGAAGCCAGGCCUGUGCCCUAAAAGCGUUCCACUGGGACACCCCAAUCCGUGCAGAGUUCGAUGUGAAGUGGAUAAUGAAUGCCCUGGCAGGGAGAAGUGCUGCAGACUUCCAUGUGGGAAAACCUGUGUGUUGCCAGUGCGUGGUCCUCCAGUGAAACCCGGUGUGUGCCCAACAAAAGCUCCUCCAGGAGUCAAGAACCCCUGUAGCUUUCCCUGUAAAGCAGACAGUGAAUGCCCCGGCAACCAGAAGUGCUGCAAAAUUCACUGUGGGAACACCUGCAUGGCCCCACGCCACCAUGUCUGAACUUGAAGGAGGCCUGGACAAGUGGACAGUAGUCCCCCCAAGAUUUCUGCACAUCUCUCCUUCUGCUCCCAGAAAGUUCGAAUCCCACUCUACAUCAUCCCCACUUAUUCCAUUGAUGUUCUCAAUUCUGCUUUGACAAUAAAUGCAUAAAUGUACUACA
Anolis carolinensis (green anole) is the source of this 943-nucleotide messenger RNA. RefSeq names its product WAP four-disulfide core domain protein 2. Gene Ontology annotation, cellular component: extracellular region. The coding region runs from base 55 to 783 and encodes 242 amino acids. Lineage: Eukaryota; Metazoa; Chordata; Lepidosauria; Squamata; Anolidae. Gene Ontology annotation, molecular function: serine-type endopeptidase inhibitor activity. The transcript has 6 exons. The record is from RefSeq and is a predicted model, not a curated record.